This is a messenger RNA of Cyprinodon variegatus (sheepshead minnow), 1970 nucleotides long. RefSeq names its product Ras association (RalGDS/AF-6) domain family (N-terminal) member 7 (gene rassf7a). The transcript has 6 exons. The record is from RefSeq and is a predicted model, not a curated record. NCBI's taxonomy places the organism in Eukaryota, Metazoa, Chordata, Actinopteri, Cyprinodontiformes, Cyprinodontidae. Gene Ontology annotation, biological process: signal transduction. The coding region runs from base 393 to 1712 and encodes 439 amino acids.
GCAGUGCAGACAGAGAGAAGCAGUCAGGCAGACCUCUGUGGUGAGGACAUCCAGAAAGAAGUGCAUUCCUGAGGCAGCAAGCCGGACAGAAACGGAGAAGCAGUGACUCCAUCUACAUCCCCAUCUGACUGUCCUCUGCUAGAAUCUCAUGCUUCCUCACAGACGUAAACUCACUGGCAGGCUUCCUCACUCUCCAGCUGAACAGCUGCCUGGUGAGAAGGGAAGGAUUUCCCCAACAGAGUAAGAAGGAGGGAGAGAAUAAAGGCAGACUGGGAGUUUAAAGCUCUAAAGAGUAGGAAGAGGGUCAUGCAGCGGUAAGGUGCUGCAAGCUGAACAGAGCUGAUCUGCUUUGAGGACCAUCUAACCCUUCACACUGACCCAAUUAGUCUAAGAUGGAGCUGAAAGUUUGGGUGGAUGGAGUGGUGCGGGUGGUCUGCGGCCUGUCUGAAGAAACUUCCUGCCAGGAUGUCGUCAUCGCUUUGGCACAAGCCAUUGGUCAGACAGGUCGAUAUGUUCUUAUUCAGCGUUUAAGGGACACCGAAAGACAGCUGUUGGCCACAGAGAAGCCCCUUGAGUCUCUGGCCAAGCUAGGCCAACAUGGAAGUGAGGUUCAGUUCUUCCUGCGGCGUACUGGGCCCAGCAGCAGUGAUGGACCUAGUUCAAAACAAGAAAGACAGUCUCCAGUUUCGCUGCCCAAGCAUCCUGAGCCAGAGCCUUUGAAACGUAACCAACCUAAAAAGGCAUUAACAUUUAACUUGGGGCCAUCUACAUCCCCAAAAACCAAGGUCAGACAGUUUAGGCGGUCUCCAAGGGAUUCCCCAGAACAAAGAGCCUCUCCAUCCUCUUCACCUAGUCCUGUAUCCCCACAUGCACCAUCGCCUUCUCCCUCACCCCCUAUUGGACCUUCUAAGGAGGAGGUGUUUAGAAAAGUUAUUCAACAACAAGAGAGACUGAGAGCCUUAGAGGACCAGUUAGAAGGCCUAGAGAUGGAUUCACAUUCCCGGGAUCGUCCUUACCCCUCUCCAAACCUCUCACCAUUGUCAGACUCUCAUUUGCAAGAAGAGAUUGAUGCUUUGGAGCAAAUAAUGCGAAGGAACCAAGCUCAGCUCACGAAUGAGCAGUACUGGGAGGAAGAACUUCAGGUGGAGGUAGAAAAAGAGCGAGGAAUGAGGAGAAAGCUGGCAGACCUACAUGCCAAGCUGGAUGACUGCGGGCGGCGACUCCAUGACUUCUCCAUUCGCUCCGCCCAGCUGGAGCAAGAGAUCCAGAGGGAGAGCCAAGCCGCGAGCAAAGCCAGCGGGGCCCAGGAGUCACUGGAUGCUUUGAAGGCGGAGCUGCGUAUCCAGGAGAGGCAAGGGGGCGACUUUGAGGAACAGUUGUCAGAGGCUGACAAAGCUCUGGAGAAGGCGGAGUCUCUGCUGCAGGCCAAGCAGAAUGAGCUGGAAGAUCUGAAUAAGGAGCUGAGGCAGUGUAACCUGCAGCAGUUUAUUCAGCAGACAGGCGUCCUGCCGGCUCACAGCCACUCACGCACAGAGCUGCAGGAGCAGCUUGAGCAGCUGGAACUGGCAGCAGGACGCAGUGUAACUCCCGUGGAAUUCCCCCCUCGUCCGACAGCCAAACAGUUUCUAGGACAUCCUCGGAACCUGCAAAACCCUCUUGUGUCCAGUCUCAACCCUGAGGUCCUGACAUCCCGAGAGUCGUCAUGGAGAUAAAACACGGACCACAGGGCCAAGGGAAAGUUGUUCACUUCUUUGUCACCGUCGCAUCUUCUUUAACCCCUUUUUGCUUCCUAACAUUUCCAUUCCAUAUUAAUACACCUUACACUUUCUUUAUAUAAAUACAAAAACAUAUAUUUGCAAAGUUUUGCUACUGUAAGCAUUUCAAAGUAUCUGUACGAAAUGUAAAAUAAUUUAGGAAUCUUUGAGCAAUAGAGAUUAUUACUAUUACUGUGUAUUUAAAUAAUAAAAUGU